Uranotaenia lowii is the source of this 445-nucleotide messenger RNA. RefSeq lists its product as uncharacterized. The transcript is spliced from 4 exons. NCBI's taxonomy places the organism in Eukaryota, Metazoa, Arthropoda, Insecta, Diptera, Culicidae. The record is from RefSeq and is a predicted model, not a curated record. The coding region runs from base 61 to 429 and encodes 122 amino acids.
AGAAGGCAGCACAUAUAUUUAUUUACGGCGAUUAACUUCGAAAGCUUAUUACGAACCACUAUGUCACGAAAAAGUAUUAAAAAAGCGGUAUAUAGAACAGCGUUCCGUCGAAACGAGGAUUUUUUACUGGCAGGAAUUCCGGAAUUGCAGCCAACUACGUCAUCCAAUUUUAUAGUGAAACGACGAAGGCUUAUUUCCGUUGCGGAUAAUGCAGAGCCUACAAAUGAAGCGGCAAUUGCACCCAAACCGAUUUUCGUGUCGUCAGAUGAAUCGGAAGGAGAAAAUUUGAGAAAUGAUUCACUUCCAGAAUCAAGCGAUUCUUCCGACUGUGAAAAAUCUGUUUGUAUCGAGCCUCCUGUAGCCAUUGAAGGACAAUUCAGCGUUUUGGAAAAAUCAAGACGGUCUCACGAAAGUCAGGACAAAUCCUGAAAAAUCAGAACACCUG